UUGGGCUUGCCAUUUUGUUGACGGCACAACCAUGCGCUACAUUACCAGCGAUGAAGUAGGUCUUAUUAAAAUCACCUCCAUACCCCGAUCCACACCCACCCCUAAAAAACCACGGACAAACGCAUCCACACCAUCCAUCCCUCCACCCCGCACCCUAGGGACAAUUGACAGAGAAGCUGAGAUCCAGUUCAUAUGUUUUGCAUCAUCCCAACAAACGGUACUCGUAGCCCGCAAAAAUGGCGUAGCAGAAUACUGGGACAUUGAAGCAGGUUCCAUUGUUAGACAUCACAAGGUGUUUGAACAAGAGGUGGAUGAGCAGGGAAAAGUUGUGUUAAACAAGCAUCGCAAGGGGGAGCAUUUUGUGGGUGUUGCCGAUGUCGAUGGGACAUUGGUUGCCUGCACAGAUCGGGGAAAUCUUCACGUCAUGCCUCCCCCGACGGGCUCACCCGCCUUUCCACCGGGAACCUACAAUCUGAAGCGGACACUACUUUUUCGGGCACAAGUGCAUUCAUCUAACCCUCACCUCCUGGCAACAGGGGGAGACGAACAAGAUUUAACACUGUGGGAUCUCUCAACACUCGCAAACCCCCCAACACCAAAAUGGACGGCCAAAAAUGUUGCAAACGAUUACCUGGACAUGCGUGUACCGAUCUGGAUAACGAAUCUUGCAUUCGUGUCUGCUACGCGCAUUAUAACGAUUUCUGCCCAUUCUCAUUUGAGACUGUACGAUACCACUGUUGCACGUCGGCCCAUUAUCAAUAUCACGGUGGGCGAGUCUCCUCUCAAAAGCCUUGGUUUUUACGAAAACGGAAACAGCAUCCAAACCAUUGUAUCCGAUACAACCGGGCAUCUUCUCGACUACACCCUGGACCCGCACACAAAAACAGCCAAGCUGGUUGGAAAGUUCCCAGUGUCGCCAGGAGCCAUCACAAGCAUCAGCGCAUCAAAAGAUUCGGUAGUAGUGGUAGGAUUGGAUCGGUUCGUCAGGGUGUAUGAUCAAGAACGAAAGUUGGCGCGAAAAGUGUAUUUGAAGCAGCGGUUAACGGGACUGCUGGUGGAUGAGGUGGAGGAGGAGGUGGAAGAGGCCGAAGAGGAGGAGAAGGGGGAGGAGGAUGUGUGGGCAGAAAUGGAUCGUGUUGGGGAAAAAGAGGAAAAAGCACCGACUAAAAAGCUGAAACGAAAGAAAUAAAAGAAAUCUCUAUUUAUUACCUCUUUAUAAAAU
Messenger RNA from Spizellomyces punctatus DAOM BR117, 1222 nucleotides. Its product is annotated as ribosome biosynthesis protein NSA1. The record is from RefSeq and is a predicted model, not a curated record. Gene Ontology annotation, cellular component: preribosome, large subunit precursor; nucleolus. Gene Ontology annotation, biological process: ribosomal large subunit biogenesis. Gene Ontology annotation, molecular function: protein binding. The coding region runs from base 32 to 1189 and encodes 385 amino acids. NCBI's taxonomy places the organism in Eukaryota, Fungi, Chytridiomycota, Chytridiomycetes, Spizellomycetales, Spizellomycetaceae. The transcript is spliced from 2 exons.